AUGUCUCCAGAUGAGCUGGUGUACCUGGGGUUCCUCGCUGCGUCCAUUCCCAUCGGAGUUCUCUUCCGCUACCUUAGUCCGCCAGUAAAACAGGUGGCAGCAUUAAGUUUAGGUCUCAUUAUCACCAUCGCCACAUGUGGGAUCCACACCCUACACUCUCUGUGUACAAUUUUAGGAACUUGGCUGAUUAUUAAAAUCCACUGGAGGAAAGCACCGGUUCUGUCUCUGGCAUGGACGUUCCUCUAUCUCUUAUUUUUCCGUUUGGUAACAUGGUUCGGUCUUCCUUCUCCAACUCCGUUCUCCAAUGCCAUCCAGCUCCUCCUCACACUAAAGAUGGUUAGUUUGGCGUAUGAGGUUCAGAGUUAUCACCUUGAGAAGAAGAAGGAGGUGAGCAUGUUCUCCAAGUCACCUGUGGUUGGUCGACUCUCUAGUGAACCCUCGCUCUAUGACAUCAUUUCCUAUAGCUAUUGCUACGUUGGAAUCAUGACAGGUCCGUUUUUUCGGUACCAGACGUUUGCUGAUUGGCUCGGACAGUCCGAUCCUCUGGUUCUGCCCUGUAAGGUUCCGUGUCUGAACAAACUAAAGAUGAUUCCUGUGUACGGAGUGCUCUUUGUGGUCGUCAACAACCUGUUCCCUCUGUCCUAUGUUCGUACUGAUGAGUUCCUGGAGCGCAACUUCUUCUUCAGGUGUUUGUACAUGGUCAUGGUGUUCUUUGUGUUCCGGAUGAGGUUCUAUGCAGCCUGGUGUGGGGCGGAGACAGGGUGCAUCACUGCAGGAUUGGGCUGUUACCCAAAGGGAGCAGAGUCUAAACCAGGAGGGGGACCUACAGUACAAUACAGUAUUCCUAAUAACUCGUGUGUGUGUGUGUUUAGCCCAGAACCUGGUGCUGAGGUUGAGUACGACUUCAGAACGAUCCAGAACAUCGACUGCUACAACACAGAUUUCUGUGUGAAGGUUCGACAUGGUAUGAGGUACUGGAACAUGACGGUGCAGUGGUGGCUCCAUCAAUACAUCUACAGCAGUGCACCCUUCCGAGUAUACGCCCUCAGAGCUGGUUGGACCAUGUUGGUGAGUGCAUACUGGCACGGGCUUCACCCCGGGUACUACCUGUCCUUCCUCACUAUCCCGGUGUGUAUAGCGGCAGAGCUGUCGAUGGAAUCGAGUGUGCGGGCGCGGCUGGGUGAAGGGGGGCAGCGUGUGUUUGACUGGGUGCAUUGGUUCCUGAAGAUGAGGGCGUAUGAUUACAUGUGUAUGGGUUUCGUUCUGCUGAAGGCGGAGGACACGCUGCACUACUGGAGCUCCAUUUACUUCCUCAUCCACGCCAUCGCUCUGCUCUGCAUAGCUGCUGGGCGGGUGAUAGGUGGAGUCAAAAAGGAGAGAAAAAGAGAGGAUGACGUGAAAGACAAAGCUAAUUAACACUAACACUCAGCUGUGGGAGAACUACACACCCCAUCAUGCACUGCUGGUCCUCCUGCCAGUGCCAACUACCUACUACAGUGCAGCUCUCAACUCGACCACGUUUACGUCCACCAAACCUGCAUCAGCAAGUCCCUUUCAAAUAUGGCUACUCACAUUCAUUUGUUCAUGUAUUCAUUCGUUCAACUACCACUUCAUCCUGGUCAUGGUUGCAGUGGGUGCAGCACCACCCCGAAACACUGAGCUCAAGGCACUACUCAAUCACAGGGCAUCACUUACUCAUUCACUCAUACCCAAGGCAGUUUAGAGCAGCCACUCCACUCAAGUGCCCUGUGGCAACGAUGAAACCCAAGUCCACAGGAUCAGUUGUACCAUGAUUGACACCCUGGAUGUUAUUUAGCUAAGACUUUGAUUGAAGACAGAAGAGAGAAAGCUGAGAUGACGACAUGAGAUAAAGAUGCAUGAAAAAUACAAACAUGAGAAAGGAAGAAGUACGGAAGCUAUAGAGGCUUGCUAAAUGGCCCCAGGUGUGAUUGGUAGGCAUUCUGUGUGUGCAGAAUACUAGAUGUCGACUCGAUCCAAGAGGA
Molecule: messenger RNA, 2003 nt
Organism: Trichomycterus rosablanca
Lineage: Eukaryota; Metazoa; Chordata; Actinopteri; Siluriformes; Trichomycteridae
Gene: mboat7
Product: membrane bound O-acyltransferase domain containing 7
Exons: 8
Coding region: 1-1416 (471 amino acids)
Biological process (GO): lipid modification; phosphatidylinositol biosynthetic process
Cellular component (GO): mitochondria-associated endoplasmic reticulum membrane contact site; membrane
Molecular function (GO): lysophospholipid acyltransferase activity
Source: RefSeq, a predicted model, not a curated record